GUUUUACAUUAAAAGCUACGUAACCAAUAUGGCGGGUAUGACAAUGAACUCGCUAUUAAAAAACCGAUUAGAAUCAUUUAGAUGCUGCGCAAAUGAUGUAAUCCACUUUAAACUUGUGAGACAGAAAUCGGAUUUGGAAGAUGAUUCAACUACAUUUCAUCCAGAGAUGACCCAUCAGCUGUUCGGUGAGCAAGAAUCAAUAUUUGGUUACAAAGAUCUUAUUGUGGAGAUGUUUUACAGUGCAUCCAGACUGACAACCUAUGUCAAUAUGCAGUAUUUUGAGAAAAUUUCACCAAACUUGUUUGAUGGUAUAGAGCCAGAUAACGUGAUGGAAACUGUAGCCAAAGAAAUACCUCCAGGGUUUGUUACAAAUAAAGAUGAAUUCACAAGGUUAUUACCAAAAGAUGCUUCUUUCAAACCAUAUGGAGAGAUGCUACAUUCAUAUAAAGUCUCAAAGGGAAAUGAUUUGAGAAAUUUUGAGAUCUACCACACAGAUAUUGAGACUCCAGGUUUCAGAGAGUAUCAUGAACGAUUACAGACAUUUAUACUCUUCUUCAUUGAUGGGGCAUCAGUCAUUGAUGUAGAUGAUAGUAGAUGGCACUUCUAUCUGUUGUUUGAAAAAUACAAAGUAAAUGAGAAUCCCAUGCAUGCUAUAGCUGGCUACAUGACAGUUUACAAUUACUAUGCAUAUCCAGAGAAAAAGCGACCUCGUGUCAGUCAGGUACUGAUUCUGCCGCCAUUUCAGAAACAGGGCCAUGGUGCUGAGCUACUGCAGACAUUUUACAAUACAUGUUACUCAAGAUCUGAAAUUAAGGAUAUAACUGUUGAGGAUCCAUCUGAGAAUUUUCAGCGAGUUAGAGAUUAUGUUGAUGCAAGAAACUGUAUGGAUUUAGCCAGUUUUCAGUCAGAUAAAUUGCAACUGGGUUUUUCUGAUAACAUGGUACAAGAUGCGAAAAACAAAUUGAAAUUAUCUAAACGACAGACAAGAAGAAUCUAUGAGAUACUGCGUUUAAAAGCAACAAAUGUCAACGACAAGGAGCAGUACAGAAGUUAUAGGUUAGAUGUGAAGAAAAGAUUAAAUGCUCCAUUUCAGAAAAAUGGACGUGAUAAUAAGAAACUAGAACAAGUUUUACAACCCAAUGAACUGUCAGCUACCAUGAACUCAUGGCCUUUAGAACAGAGACAUGCUUAUUUAGAAAAAGCUUAUGAAGAAUUUGAAGAACAGUACAAACUAGUCAUUGACCGACUUGAAAAAUACCACUGAUUACAUUCCAUAUCCGAAGGGAAAAAAACAUGUUCAAAUGAAAACCCAGAAUUGAUUUGACUUAAAAUUGAUUUCCAGUGCUAGAUUGUGUAUGAUAAUUUAUGUUCUGACUAACUUGUACUAAAUUUUGCCUUGUCAGUAAAAUACUUUUGUUUCAA
Molecule: messenger RNA, 1422 nt
Organism: Mytilus californianus (California mussel)
Lineage: Eukaryota; Metazoa; Mollusca; Bivalvia; Mytilida; Mytilidae
Product: histone acetyltransferase type B catalytic subunit-like
Exons: 2
Coding region: 29-1264 (411 amino acids)
Biological process (GO): subtelomeric heterochromatin formation
Cellular component (GO): nucleus
Molecular function (GO): histone H4 acetyltransferase activity; histone binding
Source: RefSeq, a predicted model, not a curated record